Molecule: messenger RNA, 1251 nt
Organism: Toxotes jaculatrix (banded archerfish)
Lineage: Eukaryota; Metazoa; Chordata; Actinopteri; Toxotidae
Gene: chodl
Product: chondrolectin
Exons: 8
Coding region: 67-963 (298 amino acids)
Biological process (GO): positive regulation of axonogenesis
Cellular component (GO): cytoplasm
Source: RefSeq, a predicted model, not a curated record
UUGAAAUUUCAUAAACAAAUCCACGUUUUUCAGAUUUACCUUUGUUUUGCACAACAACCCGGAAAGAUGCCGUUUUACCUGAUGAUGCAGCCGAUCCUCGGGGUUGUCAUGGUGAUGGUCACAGACGGAGCGCGGGUGCUGAGCGGUCAGACGGUGUGUUCGGGCGGUCCGGGGCGUCCCUGCUAUAAGAUCGCAUAUUUCCAUGAUGUGUCCAGUCGCGUUGCGUUCAGGGAGGCGUGUCGAGCCUGCGAGAUGGACGGGGGGUCGCUGCUCAGCAUCGAGAGCCCGGCCGAACAGAUGGACAUCGAAAACCUGCUGCAGGAGCUGCGUUCAGGAGCAGUGGGAGGUGCAGGAGGAGGAGGUAUAGCGGACGGUGAUUUCUGGAUCGGUCUGACUCGAGUGGACGGAGUCGAUCAGACUCAUCCUGAACUCAGCAGCAGCUUCACUUCCUGUCCACAGCUCUACCACUGGACCGACGGCAGCGCGGCCGCCUUCAGGAACUGGUACUUCGACGAGCCGUCCUGUGGAGGAGAGGCCUGUGUCGUCAUGUAUCAUCAGCCAACAGCACUACCUGGUCUGGGCGGGGCUUAUCUCUACCAAUGGAACGACGACCGCUGCAACAUGAAACACAACUUCAUCUGCAAAUACAAACCAGAGAGCCAUGUUGUGACGGGUCACACACCUGGGGGGCGGAGCACAGAGACGACAGCAGGUGGAGGCGUGGUCAAACAGACUGCAGGCAGCGAGGAGGGUCGCCCUCAGGUCACCAUGGCUGGAACUUCAGGCAUGUUACUGGUCUACGUGAUCAUUCCCACAAUCCCCCUGCUGCUACUCAUCCUGGUGGCUUCUGGGACAUGUUGUUUUCAGAUGCUCAGCAGAAGUAAUCCCCGCACAAAGACCGCCACCAAUCAAUCAAACCUGUGGAUCUCCAGGACGCCCAAACCCGACAGCAUGGAGGUCUGAAACCACCAUCGUGUGACAUCACAGGAGCAUCAGGGGAUGACAUCACUUCACGGCUCGGCCAAUCAUCAUCAGGAGCAGGGGGCGACGAUGUCAUCUGUUACUGUACUGCAGUUUGUCUCCUUCCUUCCUCUUCUAUCCUGUCAACAUGUCCUUCUUUCUUUCCCUUCUCUCCUCCUUUCUUUCCUUAACUCCUGUGUUUCCUGUGGUGGUGUCAUGUUACAGGACUGACCCCCCCCAAACCUUCUGAUGUUUAAUUGAACAUGUGCAGUUAAUGAAGUGAGAGUGAUU